Molecule: messenger RNA, 6612 nt
Organism: Nerophis ophidion (straightnose pipefish)
Lineage: Eukaryota; Metazoa; Chordata; Actinopteri; Syngnathiformes; Syngnathidae
Gene: cltrn
Product: collectrin, amino acid transport regulator
Exons: 6
Coding region: 168-848 (226 amino acids)
Source: RefSeq, a predicted model, not a curated record
GUCAACAUCAACCCGACCUGCGCGACCUUCACGUCAACAUCAACCCGACCUCCUUUCUGUGUGCACAACUUGCUUGCCCAGGUGUUUGCUCCUGGCUAAUUAUUACACCUGCACUGCAACAGCCGCUCUGCUCAGCACCUCAGCUUUGACUUUCACACGCUCUCAACAUGUUGGACAAGUGCUGCUUUCUGCUCUGUCUGCUGCCUUCACUGGCACAGCACCUCUGCACGCCAGGUGCGUCAGAUGGAUACAAAGUGCGACUCAGCAUCCAAACAGCUCUGGGAGAUGAUGCGUAUGUUUGGAACCCCAAUGAGAUGUUUCUGUUUCGAGCCACGCUGGCCUUUGCCAUGAGGAACCAUUUUGAUGGAGAAGACUUCCAAGUGUCCAACAUCCUGGUGUGUGAGGAAACACUCCGUGUGUCCUUCUGGUUUGUGGUCACGUUGCCUGGCAACACCUCCCACCUGCUGGAUAGAGACCAGGUGCAAAUGGCUGUCAGGAAGUCGAGGAGUCGCAUCAACAGUGCCUUCCUGCUGACGGACAGAACGCUAGAGUUUGUUGGCAUCGCGCCCACGCUGGCGGCGCCCGUGUUGCAAGACACGCCCCCCUGGCUCAUCGCCUUCGGGGUGGUGAUGGGCGCCGUGGGGGCCGCCUUCGUGGUCCUGCUCGCCUACUCCGCCGUGCAGAAAAGGCGAAACAAGAAGACCAAGACGGGGGAAACAGAAGACUUGGAAGACUUGGAGGACUUGGAGGACUUGGAGAAAAGUCCUGGAAACGGAAGCGCCGGGCAGGACGCGGGCGGCGUGUCCAACUCGUCCUUCUUGGAGGACGAGCGAGCCACAAAAAUGUGAUCCUGGACGUGACUCAAACAUUUUAUUUCCCCCCACUUUUCUCAUCCAAAAGUCAGAAUGCUAGCGAGCAUGCUAACGCUAGGAUGCUAACUUAUUGUUGCUAAUUUCACAGCCCGUAUACUUAGGAGUCAUAUAACUUGGUACGUGACACAUGCUAACUGUUAGCAUGCUAACUUUUUUUGUUCAUUUUGUCACCAGUUAUAAUAUGCUAACUGUUUUAGCCAAUUUUGUUGCCAUACACCUCACAGUCAAAUAAUUAGGUACAUGACAUAUGUUAACUGUUAGCAUGCUAACUAUUUUUUUUAACAAAUUUUGUCACCAGUUAUACUUUGACACUUCACAUAUGCUAACUGUUUUAGCCAAUUUUGUUGCCAUACACCUCACAGUCAAAUAAUUAGGUACAUGACAUAUGUUAACUGUUAGCAUGCUAACUAUUUUUUAUAUCAAAUUUUGUCAUCAGUUAUAAUUUGACACUUCACAUAUGCUAACUGCUUUAGUCAAUUUUGCUGCCGUACACCUCACAGUCAAAUAACUAGGUACAUGACAUAUGUUAACUGCUAGCAUGCUAACAUUUUUCAUUUUAAAAAUUUUGUCACCUCGCAUAAUUUAGUGCUUCACAUAUGCUAACUGUUUUAGCCAAUUUUGCUGCCAGUCAAAUAACUAGGUAAAUGACAUAUGUCAACUGUUAGCAUGCUAACUUAUUAUUAUUUUUUUUUUUUAACAAAUUUUGUCACUAGGUAUAAUUUAAUGCUUCACAUAUGCUAACUGUUUUAGCCAAUUUUGCUGCCGUACACCUCACAGUCAAAUAACUAGGUAUAUGACAUAUGUUAACUGCUAGCAUGCUAACAUUUUUCAUUUUAAAAUUUUUGUCACCACGCAUAAUUUAAUGCUUCACAUAUGCUAACUAAAUAAUUAGGUACAUGACAUAUGUUAACUGUUAGCAUGCUAACUAUUUUUUUAAACUAAUUUUGUCACCAGUUGUAAUUUGACACUUCACAUAUGCUAACUGCUUUAGUCAAUUUUGCUGCCGUACACCUCACAGUCAAAUAACUAGGUACAUGACAUAUGUUAACUGCUAGCAUGCUAACAUUUUUAAUUUUAAAAAUGUUGUCACCACGCAUAAUUUAACGCUUCACAUAUGCUAACUGUUUAAGCCAAUUAUGCUUCUGUACACCUCACAGUCAAAUAACUAGGUAUGAGACAUACGUUAACAGUUAGCAUGCUAUUUUUUUUUUAACAAAUUUUGUCACCAGGUAUAAUUUAAUGCUUCACAUAUGCUAACUGUUUUAGCCAAUUUUGCUGCCAUACACCUCACAGUCAAAUAAUUAGGUACAUGACAUAUGUUAACUGUUAGCAUGCUAACUAUUUUUUUUAACUAAUUUUGUCACAAGUUAUAAUUUGACACUUCACAUAUGCUAACUGCUUUAGUCAGUUUUGCUGCCGUACACCUCACAGUGAAAUAACUAGGUAUAUGACAUAUGUUAACUGCUAGCAUGCUAACAUUUUUCAUUUUAAAAAUGUUGUCACCACGCAUAAUUUAGUGCUUCACAUAUGCUAACUGUUUUAGCCAAUUUUGCUGCCAGUCAAAUAACUAGGUAAAUGACAUAUGUCAACUGUUAGCAUGCUAACUUAUUUAUUUUUUAUUUUUUUAACAAAUUUUGUCACCAGGUAUAAUUUAAUGCUUCACAUAUGCUAACUGUUUUAGCCAAUUUUGCUGCCGUACACCUCACAGUCAAAUAACUAGGUACAUGACAUAUGUUAACUGCUAGCAUGCUAACAUUUUUCAUUUUAAAAAUUUUGUCACCACGCAUAAUUUAGUGCUUCACAUAUGCUAACUGUUUAAGCCAAUUUUGCUUCUGUACACCUCAGAGUCAAAUAACUAGGUAUGAGACAUACGUUAACAGUUAGCAUGCUACCUUUUUUUUUUAACAAAUUUUGUCACCAGGUAUAAUUUAAUGCUUCACAUAUGCUAACUGUUUUAGCCAAUUUUGCUGCCAUACACCUCACAGUCAAAUAAUUAGGUACAUGACAUAUGUUAACUGUUAGCAUGCUAACUAUUUUUUUUAACUAAUUUUGAAACCAGUUAUAAUUUGACACUUCACAUAUGCUAACUGCUUUAGUCAAUUUUGCUGCCGUACACCUCACAGUCAAAUAACUAGGUACAUGACAUAUGUUAACUGCUAGCAUGCUAACAUUUUUCAUUUUAAAAAUUUUGUCACCACGCAUAAUUUAGUGCUUCACAUAUGCUAACUGUUUUAGCCAAUUUUGCUGCCAUACACCUCACAGUCAAAUAAUUAGGUACAUGACAUAUGUUAACUGUUAGCAUGCUAACUAUUUUUUUUAACUAAUUUUGAAACCAGUUAUAAUUUGACACUUCACAUAUGCUAACUGCUUUAGUCAAUUUUGCUGCCGUACACCUCACAGUCAAAUAACUAGGUACAUGACAUAUGUUAACUGCUAGCAUGCUAACAUUUUUCAUUUUAAAAAUUUUGUCACCACGCAUAAUUUAGUGCUUCACAUAUGCUAACUGUUUAAGCCAAUUUUGCUUCUGUACACCUCAGAGUCAAAUAACUAGGUAUGAGACAUACGUUAACAGUUAGCAUGCUACCUUUUUUUUUUAACAAAUUUUGUCACCAGGUAUAAUUUAAUGCUUCACAUAUGCUAACUGUUUUAGCCAAUUUUGCUGCCAUACACCUCACAGUCAAAUAAUUAGGUACAUGACAUAUGUUAACUGUUAGCAUGCUAACUAUUUUUUUUAACUAAUUUUGAAACCAGUUAUAAUUUGACACUUCACAUAUGCUAACUGCUUUAGUCAAUUUUGCUGCCGUACACCUCACAGUCAAAUAACUAGGUACAUGACAUAUGUUAACUGCUAGCAUGCUAACAUUUUUCAUUUUAAAAAUUUUGUCACCACGCAUAAUUUAGUGCUUCACAUAUGCUAACUGUUUAAGCCAAUUUUGCUUCUGUACACCUCAGAGUCAAAUAACUAGGUAUGAGACAUACGUUAACAGUUAGCAUGCUACCUUUUUUUUUUAACAAAUUUUGUCACCAGGUAUAAUUUAAUGCUUCACAUAUGCUAACUGUUUUAGCCAAUUUUGCUGCCAUACACCUCACAGUCAAAUAAUUAGGUACAUGACAUAUGUUAACUGUUAGCAUGCUAACUAUUUUUUUUAACUAAUUUUGAAACCAGUUAUAAUUUGACACUUCACAUAUGCUAACUGCUUUAGUCAAUUUUGCUGCCGUACACCUCACAGUCAAAUAACUAGGUACAUGACAUAUGUUAACUGCUAGCAUGCUAACAUUUUUCAUUUUAAAAAUUUUGUCACCACGCAUAAUUUAGUGCUUCACAUAUGCUAACUGUUUUAGACAAUUUUGCUGCCAGUCAAAUAACUAGGUAAAUGACAUAUGUCAACUGUUAGCAUGCUAACUUAUUUAUUUUUUAAACAAAUUUUGUCACCAGGUAUAAUUUAAUGCUUCACAUAUGCUAACUGUUUUAGCCAAUUUUGCUGCCGUACACCUCACAGUCAAAUAACUAGGUACAUGACAUAUGUUAACUGCUAGCAUGCUAACAUUUUUAAUUUUAAAAAAUUUUGUCACCACGCAUAAUUUAAUGCUUCACAUAUGCUAACUGUUUAAGCCAAUUUUUCUUCUGUACACCUCACAGUCAAAUAACUAGGUAUGAGACAUAUGUUAACAGUUAGCAUGCUAACUUUUUUUUUUAACCAAUUUUGUCACCAGUUAUAAUUUGAUGCUUCAAAUAUGCUAACUGCUUUAGUCAAUUUUGCUGACAUAAACCUCACAAUCAAAUAACUAGGUGCAUGACAUACAAUAACUGUUAGCAUGCUAACUAUUUUCAUAACAAAUUUUGUCAUCAGUUAUAAUUUGGUGCUUCACAUAUGCUAACUGUUUUAGCCAAUGUUGCUGCCAUACGCCCCAGAGUCAAAUAACUAGGUACAUGACAUAUGUUAACCGUUAGCAUGCUAACUUUUUUUUUUUUUUUUUACAAGUUUUGUCACCACGCAUAAUUUAGUGCUUCACAUAUGCUAACUGUUUUAGCCAAUUUUGCUGCCAGUCAAAUAACUAAGUCAUAAAACUUAGUAGUUGACACAUAAACUGUAAGCAUGUUUAUAUUAAUAUAGUAACAUGCUAAUAUUAGCGUGCUUACUUUUUUAGCCAAUUUUUCAGAUGUACACCUCAGAGACAAAUUCCUUGGUAGAUGACACUUAAGCUAAAAAAAACAAUGAUUCAGCUAUUUUUUCCCACUGUACAGCUCAUAGUCCAAUAAUUUGGUAUGUGAUAAAUGCUAACUAUUAAAACGUCAACUUUAGCAAGCUAACAUUAGCAUGUUAAUUUUUUUUUUGCCAGUUCGGCCGAUGUACACAUCAACUCAUAAAAAAUUGUACUUGACACAUAUGAACUGUUAGCAUGGUUACAACAACAUGCUAACAUUAGCGUGCAAAAAUUUUCAGCCGUACACCUCAGAGUUUCAGAGUCGUAUGCCUUGGUAACUAAAAGCAUGCUAGCUUUUUUUGUUAAUUUUGCUGCUGUACAUAAUUCAUAUAGUAAUAUAAUUUGGUACGUGAGACAUGCUACCUGUUAAAAUAUUAAUGUUAGCAUGCAAGCAUGCUGACAUUGGCAUGUUAAAUAUUUUAGACGGUUUUGCUGAUGUACACAUCGAGUCAUAAAACGUAGUACUUGACAUAUAUUAACCGUUAGCAUGUUACCAUUAACAUGAUAUCAUGCUAACAUUAGGGUGCCAACUUUUUCAGCCGUACACCUGUGAGUCAUAUGCCUUGGUAUGUGACACUUAGUAACUAUUAGCAUGCUAGCUUUUUUAGUUAAUGUUUCUGCCGUACAUAAUUCACAUGGUAAUAUAAUUUGGUUCGUGAGACAUGCUACCUGUUAGAAUGUUAACGUUAGCACUCCAUCAUGCUAAAAUUAGCAUGUUAAUUUUCUUAGCCAGUUUUGCCGAUGUACACAUCGAGUCAUAAAAGUUCGUACUUGACACAUAUGAACUGUUAGCAUGUUGACAUUAACAUGUUAAUAUUAGCAUGCUAACUUUUUCUGCCAAAUUUUCAGCCUUACACCUCAGUUAAAUGCCUUGAAACUUGACACUUAGUAAAAUUAGCAUGCUAAUAUUAGCAUGCUAGCUUUUUUAGUUAAUGUUGCCGCUGUACAUAAUUCAUAUAGUAAUUUGGCUCAUGACACACGCUACUUGUUAGAAUGCUAACGUUAGCACUCCAUCAUGCUAAAAUUAGCAUGUUAAUUUUCUUAGCCAGUUUUGCCGAUGUACACAUCGAGUCAUAAAAGUUAGUACUUGACACAUAUUUACUGCUAGCAUGUUGACACUGACAUGAUAACAUGCUAACAUUACACCUAUGCCUCGGUACGUGACAUUUAGUAACUAUUAGCAUGCUAGCUUUUUGAGUUAAUAUUGCCGCUGUACAUAAUUCAUUUGGUCAUAUAAUUUGGUGACACCUGCUGCCUGAUAGAAUGCUAACGUUAGCAUGCUAGCACACUAACAUUAGCAUGCACAUUUUUUUCCAGCCAGUUUUGCUAAUAUUAGCAUGUUAGCUUUUUUUUUAUUGUUAUUGUUCAAAUGAUGGUGAAAUAUAUCAUGUUUUGAAUUAAUUUUGUAGUAUAACGUGUAAAGAUUAAUUUAUGAUUGUUUAUCAAAAUCUAACUACAAAUGUCAACAUUGUGUACGUACUGAAAUAUUACUUGAUGAUUGUUUAUUGAAAUAAAACUCAAAAUGUCAACAUUG